Molecule: messenger RNA, 2214 nt
Organism: Meriones unguiculatus (Mongolian gerbil)
Lineage: Eukaryota; Metazoa; Chordata; Mammalia; Rodentia; Muridae
Gene: Tmem209
Product: transmembrane protein 209
Exons: 15
Coding region: 108-1793 (561 amino acids)
Cellular component (GO): membrane
Source: RefSeq, a predicted model, not a curated record
CUGGGCUUCCGGUAACUGUAGCCGGCCUAGCCCGCCGGAGCCCGCGGCUUGGUCCCGCGCGUGCGCAGUAGGGUGUGGCGCGGGUCUUUGGCUUCCGGCUGAGCGGCAUGAUGCAAGGAGAAGUAAGCCCCAGUGCUUCCCUUAUUGACAGAACUAUCAAGAUGAGAAAAGAAACAGAAACUAGGAAAGUGGUGUUGGCCUGGGGACUCCUAAAUGUAUCCAUGGCUGGAAUGAUCUAUACCGAAAUGACUGGAAAGCUAAUCAGUACAUAUUACAAUGUGACGUACUGGCCCCUCUGGUACAUUGAACUUGCCCUCGCCUCGCUCUUCAGUCUUAAUGCCUUGUUUGAUUUUUGGAGAUACUUCAAAUACACUGUGGCACCAACAAGCCUGGUUGUGAGCCCUGGACAGCAAGCCCUGUUAGGGCUGAAGACAGCUGUUGUGCAGACCACACCUCCUCAUGAUCUGGCCGCCACCCAGAUUCCUCCAUCUCCACCUUCCCCUUCAAUUCAAGGUCAGAGUGUGUUAAGUUACAGCCCGUCUCGCUCACCCAGUGCCAGUCCCAAGUUUGCCACCAGCUGUAUGACUGGGUACAGCCCUCAGCUACAAGGCCUGUCUUCAGGGGGCAGUGGCUCUCACAGCCCUGGUGUGACCUACUCACCUGUCAGCGCUUACAGUAAGUUGGCAAGCUUUGGCAUGCCCCACUCGUCCCCGUACCCCACCACCGUUGGCCCGGUGGAGAGCAGCGGCUUGAGAGCUCGAUACCGCUCUUCACCCACGGUCUAUAGCUCACCUACGGACAAAGAGGACUACAUGACAGACCUGAGGACGCUGGACACUUUCCUCAGGAGUGAGGAGGAGAAGCAGCAGAGAGUGAAGCUGGGGAGCCCAGAUUCCACCUCUCCUUCCACCAGCCCCACCUUCUGGAAUUACAGUCGUUCUGUGGGGGAUUAUGCACAAACCUUAAAGAAAUUUCAAUAUCAGCUUGCGUGUAGGUCUCAGGCCCCGUGUGCUAACAAAGAUGAAGCUGAUCUCAGUUCUAAGCAAGCAGCAGAAGAGGUGUGGGCAAGAGUGGCCAUGAAUAGACAGCUUCUUGAUCACAUGGACUCGUGGACCGCCAGGUUUAGAAAUUGGAUCAACGAGACAAUAUUAGUGCCUCUUGUGCAAGAGAUGGAGUCUGUGAGCACGCAGAUGAGGCGCAUGGGCUGUCCAGAGCUGCAGAUAGGAGAGGCGAGUGUCACCAGCCUGAAACAAGCUGCCCUGGUCAAAGCUCCUCUCAUUCCGACCCUGAAUGCAAUCGUGCAGUAUUUAGACCUCACACCAAAUCAGGAGUACUUGUUUGAAAGAAUCAAAGAGCUUUCUCAGGGGGGCUGUAUGAGCUCCUUCCGGUGGAACAGAGGUGGCGACUUCAAAGGCCGCAAGUGGGACACAGACCUGCCCACCGACUCUGCUAUCAUCAUGCAUGUGUUCUGCACCUACCUGGAUUCCAGACUACCCCCACACCCCAAGUACCCUGAUGGGAAGACAUUCACCUCCCAGCACUUCCUUCAGACGCCCAACAAGCCAGAUGUUACGAAUGAAAAUGUGUUCUGUGUUUAUCAGAGUGCUGUCAACCCUCCGCAUUACGAGCUGAUCUACCAGCGCCAUGUCUACAAUCUCCCAAAGGGCAGAAAUAAUAUGUUUCAUACGUUGCUGAUGUUCCUCUACGUCAUAAAGACCAAGGAGUCAGGAAUGCUUGGGAGGGUUAACCUCGGGCUCUCCGGCGUGAAUAUCUUGUGGAUUUUUGGAGAUUAGUCCUUCGUUGCGUCCUAACACUGGGCUGCCAGAAGUCGAAGCUCAGCAGGGAACGAGCCGCUGGGGUGCGUCUCACGGUUCUACCCCUCGGAACAGUGAUUACAUUGGAUGGCUCCAAAAUUACAGCACUGGGGUGGAGCCAGUGCGGCGCCCUGCACAGAGGGGACAAGGACUCCUCUGUGACACCCGUGAGAACAGCACUCCAUCUGCACCAUCAGAAGCUGGCUUCAUUGUUGGCCACUAGUAUGAGCCACUCAACGAGCCUUGCUAGUUCUCUCUUGUGUCUGUAUUUCCCCAGUGUUCUACAAAUCAGCCUGAAGCUGAGCGGAAAUUAAUUUCUCAGUGAUGUAGUAAUUAAUCCUGCUGAGCAUCUCCCCAACCCCCUGUUGGUUUUUUUAACAUUAAAAGAGAUUUGAUAAUA